AUGCUGACACAAGCAAAGACGAUAAGUGAAAGCAGGCAGGAUGCCAUUCUCGCAUCACAGCCAUUCGGGCCAAUUCUGCCCCGGCCACGCGAAGAACUCCCUCGAGGAGGUCAUCCAGGCCGCGAUCGCGCAGAAGAUGCAGGUUUUCUGUCUGACGGAGCACAUGCCGCGGGGGAAAGAGGACUUUUAUCCGGAAGAGAACAAUGGCUGGUCGAAAACGAAGCCGCAUUCUUCCGCGAGGCGUCGCGGCUGCGCGACAAAUACGCCUCGCAGAUCAAGAUCCUGAUCGGAUUCGAGAUCGACUGGAUCCGUCCGUCGUCGUUCACCCUCAUCCAGCAGUCCCUGUCGCGGUUUCCCUUUGAAUUCUUCGUCGGAUCCGUGCAUCACGUCCACACGAUCCCGAUCGACUACGAUGGGCCCAUGUACGCCCAGGCGCGGGAAGUUGCCGGUGGAACGGACGAGCGGCUCUUCGAGGACUAUUUCGACGCGCAGCUCGACAUGCUCCAGCAGCUGAAGCCCCUCGUGGUCGGCCACUUUGAUCUCAUCCGGCUGAAGAGCGAUGACCCGAAUGGCAGCCUCACGCGGUGGCCCGGCGUGUGGGCCAAGAUCCGCCGGAAUCUCGAGUUUGUGGCCAGCUACGGGGGGAUGCUGGAGCUCAACUCGGCUGCUCUGCGGAAGGGCAUGAGCGAGCCUUAUCCGAAGGCCGAGAUCUGUAAGGUAGAUCCUAUCUUACAUCUAUCAUAUACACUGCUCGCCAUGGCAGCUGCAUUGACAUUUUUUCUUUCAGGAAUUCCUAGCCAUGAACGGACGUUUCUGCCUGUCCGACGACAGCCACGGCGUGCCCCAGGUUGGGCUGAAUUACCACCGGGUCCUCGAUUUCAUCGACCAGGUCGGCAUAUUGACGAUACAUUAUCUCGACUUGUCGACUGCAGAGGAGACAGGGACGGACAGUCGAUUCCCUCGCACCCAGAUCCGGUCGAUUUCUGUUGCGGAGCUGAAGAAGUUGCCGUUCUGGUUAUCAACAGCAUGAAUGCGUUUCCUCGAAUAAUACUGUACAGUCCGUCAAUGGGUGUCUUAUUGGACUGUUCUUUUCUUCUUUCAAUCAAUCAGAUCAGAUCAGCUCAGAUCAGAUCAAAUAAGUCCAUGUCACGGAAUUGGACGAUAAAUACAGAUAUUGUAUAUAUAUAUAUCAUGCCCUGGGCAGGUCACAGACAGUACACCCCCUAUUAUUUACUGUACAUAUCAUUCAAACAGGCCCCUGGUCAGUCAGUCAGUCAGGAAGCCAGGCAGUUAAUACAUUAA
Molecule: messenger RNA, 1302 nt
Organism: Rasamsonia emersonii CBS 393.64
Lineage: Eukaryota; Fungi; Ascomycota; Eurotiomycetes; Eurotiales; Trichocomaceae
Exons: 10
Coding region: 1-1302 (433 amino acids)
Biological process (GO): L-histidine biosynthetic process
Cellular component (GO): cytoplasm
Molecular function (GO): histidinol-phosphatase activity
Source: RefSeq, a predicted model, not a curated record